Dermacentor andersoni is the source of this 1427-nucleotide messenger RNA. The record is from RefSeq and is a predicted model, not a curated record. Lineage: Eukaryota; Metazoa; Arthropoda; Arachnida; Ixodida; Ixodidae.
ACUUAUAUUGUCAAGCCUGCCAUAAAUACCUCGGACUGUCUUGCGAUGCCAAAAACAAGUCCACUGUAACCUGUGCUUCCUGUGGUGCUGAAAAGAGGCUUCAAGAGUUAAUGAGUUCUGGGAGUUUCUUUUUAAUGUUUAACUUGAAGCAGCAGUUGCUGAAACUCUUGAAACAAGUUGGCAGAACGCUCCACACUAACUUACAGAAGCUGUCAUCAGGACCUCUAGUGCCAGGCGUAUUUUCUGACAUCACCGAUGGAAGUCUGUACCGUAGUGUACGAAAGCAGACAAACAUGGCAUGGAGUGACAUCACAUUGACCUUUAACAGUGAUGGUGCACCUGUGUUUGAUUCCAGCAAGAGCACAAUUUGGCCAAUUCAAGUAAUGUUAAAUGAGCUGCCAGUUUUGAUGCGGUGGCAAAAUGUGCUCGUCUAAGGGCUGUGGUUCUCAAGGACUCACCCACCGAUGCAUCUCUUCAUGACACAAUUUGUUGAAGAAGUCUCCAAUGUUGGAACUCUAGUGUGGUCUCAUGCUGGUAGGACCAUUAGAUCAGCAGUGCAUGCAGUUGUUUGUUGUGUGGACUCUCCGGCCAGGGCAGCUAUCUUGAACAGCAAGCAGUUCAAUGGAUACUUUGGGUGCAGCUGGUGCUUGCAGCAAGGUGAAGUUAUUGAUGGUACACUGAAGUACUCAUUUUGCAGCGACGUGCCUGGAAGGACACACAGUGGGGUGUUGAAAGCAAUGGUGGAAGCAGUGCAGAAGAAGGAACCAGUGUUCGGCAUAAAAGGUCCAUCCACUCUGAUCAAGCUGCGAGGCUUUGAUCUCGUCUGGGGCCUGCCUCUUGACUACAUGCACUGCGUCUUGGAAGGUGUGACCAAACAGGUUACUGAAAUGUGGCUGUCAGCUACAGGUUCCACGUGGUAUAUUGGGAGGCACAUGAAGCUAAUUGAUUCGAGGUUGCUCUUGAUAAAGCCACCAAUAAUCUUUUCAAGAUCAGGACGGCCUUUGUCAGAUCGUGCUUUUUGGAAGGCUGCAGAGUGGCGCUCUUGGCUUCUUUUCUACAGCCUUCCAUGUGUCUCUGACAUAUUGCCCCGACAUUAUCUGACACAUUUCGCACUUCUUGCAAAGGCUGUGUUUCGUUUAUUGAAGGAUGUUAUCCUAGAAGAUGAAAUUUGUGCUGCUGAGAGGUCCCUCUUAGCAUUUGUUCAGCAGAUGGCCAAGUUAGCUGUAAUGGCGGCCAUGAUGCGUCGUUCAUGUGCCUCGAGGAACGAGGCCGUGUGGCGGAUGACAGCCUCCAUCUCCGGGGUGGCGGCAGGUUCGGUAGAGGAGCGCCUCUUAUGUGGAGGGCUGCGGGAGGGGGAGGCGGCACGAGAAGAAGCGGCCGAAGAGGAGGCGGACAUAGGGGCGGGAGGUGGCGGCGGUGGGGUCUAG